UUGUACACAGACAGACGCGUCACAGCUUGUCUGAUCUGUUUUCCAAUUUCUCCCUCUAUCUUUUAUGUCGCCAGCUAUCGAUGUCAACAAACAUGCAGGCUCAUCUGUCUUUACAGACACAACUUGCUUCGAUAAUGGACGUGCUUGCUAGAGCGGCCGUUGACGAGAUCAGUCAACUCUUUUCCGAGAGCUCGGCUGAUUUGCACUUGGAGAUUUCUCGCAGCUACAAAGAAAACGACGCUCUGAAAAUGAGGAUGAAGGUGAUGAAGAGCGAGCUUUUCUCCCUGCGGCUACAAAGGGCGAGUACACCGCGCGGCAGUCGCUUUUCUUUCAGCAGAACUUUAUGCAGGCCUCGGGGGAAACUCACAGAUAAGACACCCGAGCACCAGACAGCCGUUUACAGCAGGGAUGAUGCUCCUAUUACAAUAGGGGAAGAGGAGAUACCAUCCACAGUCAAAACAGAGUGUGCAGAUGUGGAGAGUCCAGAUGUCAUCUUGAUAAAAGAUGAGGAGGGGCCUGAGGAUGACUUUGGAGGAUGUGGGCCAGAUGCAGGUCAUGAUGGUAUUUGUGGUGAGAAUGUUGCCAUGGUGACGCCACAGCCGGAACAUGCCACCCAGAGACUAGGUCACGAUGAGGGACUGUACAGCAUGAACAACCCUCAUGCUCAUGGUCGAGGUGAAGGAGCGCUGUGCAGCGUGACCAGUACUGAGAACUACCCUUUCUUCAGAGCCCCAGAACUGCCCCAGAGUUUGCCCUCACACUCUGGUCUGCUGCCUGACCACACAGUCAACCAUCAGAUGCAGCUGAAUACUAAUUCUAUUGGGGAACCUCUGCCAGGCAACCCCCCAAUGAGGGGCGUGCAAAGUGACAGAGGGGGUCUGCCGAGAGGGGAUACAGGAGGACGGGGUCUGAAAAUCGUACAGCUAGCUUCCCUAGAAACCACCCCAACAACAACCUUGGCAACAGGGGGUGUGACUGUGAGGCGCCCUAGUCAUGUAAACCAGUUCCAGCGCCACCACGUCCCCCACGGUACCAAGCCAUUGUUCUGUAGCGACUGUGGGAAGCGCUUCUCUCGCCGGCUUGACUUGAUCCGCCACCGGGUGGUCCACACAGGAGAGAAGCCUGUCAUAUGCAACCUGUGCGGGAAUUCGUUUGUCAACAAGACGACACUGAGGGUCCACAUGCGUAUCCACACGGGGGAGAAACCGUACAUGUGCUCCUUGUGUGGGAAGGGCUUCACCCAGAAUGGCAGCCUGACCAUCCACCUGAGGACCCACUCUGGGGAGAAACCCUACAGCUGCUCCCACUGUGGAGCCUCGUUCAACAACCCCAGCAACCUGCGCAGACACAUGGUCACACACCCAGAGCAGGCAGGGACACUGACACUCUGACACACACAACCUCACCGGUGGCCAGUGGAGCUUUAGGCUCUUUAUUUUUCUUCAGCAUUCUCUCAUUCUUGUUCUCUCUCGCUCGCUCUCUCUCUCUCAAUUCAAUUCAAUAUAUGCUUUAUUGGCAUAAAUGGGUUGUUGCCACUGUGGCCAAAGCAAUGUAUAUGAAGUAUUACAUAAAUGAACAAUAUGUUUGAGCAACAAUAAUCAUAUACACUGAACAAAAAUAUAAACGCAACAUGCAACAAUUUCAACGAAUUUACUGAGUUACAGUUCAUAUAAGUA
Messenger RNA from Coregonus clupeaformis (lake whitefish), 1676 nucleotides. RefSeq names its product zinc finger protein 3. Gene Ontology annotation, molecular function: DNA-binding transcription factor activity; RNA polymerase II cis-regulatory region sequence-specific DNA binding. The record is from RefSeq and is a predicted model, not a curated record. Lineage: Eukaryota; Metazoa; Chordata; Actinopteri; Salmoniformes; Salmonidae. The coding region runs from base 81 to 1391 and encodes 436 amino acids. Gene Ontology annotation, biological process: regulation of transcription by RNA polymerase II. The transcript is spliced from 4 exons.